AAUAGAAAACAGUUAUUUGAAUUGUGUUUUAAUUAACAGUAUUUCACACAGUUAUUGUUUUUACUGAGGUUAUGUUCAAAUAAAUGCAGCCUUGGUGAGCAUAAGACUUACUGACCACAAACUUUUCUAACUCAAAGUUAUUUAACUUUCCAUGCAUAUGAUUGGCUCUCACUAGCACAAACCUCACAAUCGCAUCAUAAACAUUGUCCUAGGUUGUUUUCAUGUUUCCACAUUUUUUUUUACAUACAGACCUGUGCCAUUUUUAUUAAGCAGAAAUCACACUUUAUACAGUAAGUUAUAAUCCUUACAUCACACUGUAUGUAAGUUAUAAUCCUUAAGGUUCAAAGUGUUUCAUUACAUCAUCACGAAAUGGUUUUCAGUUGUUACAUUUAUAUUUUUCUAAACAGUAAGGCAGUGUAGAGUAGUCACUGAGGACGCAUUGCUGUGUCAUGUUGUGUAUGUUUAUGUGAGCUGUCUCUCGUGUUAAUGGCAUCCGGUGGGCAUGUACUGCCAAAUAUAAUCAUGCAGUGCUUAGCUGUGCUCAAUUUCAGCCACAUGUCUUACUGUGGUAGUGGUGUGUGGGUGUGAUUGAUUACUGGAACAGGAGUUUGGGGCUAUCAGAUAAAUACAAACACAUACCUUUGUGCCAGGUUAUUAAAUCUUGAACAGGUGUUUUGUAUUUCCUUCUGUAUUCUCAAGGAUUUGCUAAGGUAAAGAAUGUUUGCAUUCCUCGGGAUUGUGGUUUCAGAAAGCAUAAGCCCAUCCCCAGACAGCUGAGUUCAAUACAAGCACAAGAGGAUUGUGGGUAGGACAUAUUUCCCAUAUAAUUCAGUAACAUCAGUGAUUUUCAUUAAUUGAUUUUAUAAUUUCACACUGACCUAAAAUUGUUAAUUGAUGCAUCCUUUUAAGUGUGACACAUUUUUGAAUGUAUGGUUCUAGAUGUGGACAUGGUAUUUUGUUUUGGCUGUAAUUGUACCCAUAAUUUGAUCUCGUUCCCUAGUGCCAUGGUUUAAUGCAAUCAGGUCAACAUAAUAUUAGUAAAUACACAUUAACAGUAUUAUUACUGUUAUUACUCCAGAAAAUAUGAAUGAUCCUUCAGACUAAAAUGGUUCAUGCUCACUGGAUUUGAUCAUCUCAUAUACAUAAUUUAGGGUUCCCAGAUAACAAUAUAUGGCAAUAUCACAGAAGUUAAAAAUUGUGGCUUUCCAGCCUGGAGCAUUCACGGAAAUGAAAAGUAAAAAAUUUAUGAAAAUAUCCAUUUCCUAUCCAUUUUCUAGCUUUGCUCAGCCCUAAAAUAUAUUAGUGACUGGAUAUUGCUCUUCAUGAGCUAAAAUCUAAAAAAAAUAAAAAAAAUGUUCUACAAAUCCUUAUUGAUUAAUUAUCUUUUUAGAUCUUUUCUUUAAUCUCUCAGAAUACAUGCAGAUUUUUUAUUUAUUUUAUUUUAUUUUUUAUUUUUUUGAUAGGAGUACGCUUAGACAGACUUAAGUGUAGGAAACCUUGAUUUCUGUGUGUGUUUGCUGUUUGAAACUGAGAGCUUAAUUAAAUCACUGUAUUAUCUUCUACUGUAUGUUCUGUGUUUAAAUAUGUCAUUGCUUUAAAAUGGAUUAGCUGUAUAGCUGUCCCUGUUUGUGCAUACAUUCAUUUACAUGCACUCGAACCAGGAUGUAUGGAAAACUUGUGUAACUUACCCCAAGUGUGUGUGUUUUAUUUGUUUAGGAUCACAUUGUGAAUAUUUCAUAGGUCUGUAAGUUUUAUUUUAUUUGUCUAAAUCAUUAGGCAGAUUAUUAGUGAUCAUGUUUCUAAGACUGACCUGUUCACGAUGUGUAACGCUUUUUAUUUGCUAAAUAUUAUUUCUCAACACAAGCUCCACUGUAACACAGUUACUGAUCUGUUUUUGGUUGGUUAUCCCAGUUUUCCUUUCCAUUUAUUUGUUGUAUUCAUUCAUUCAUGAUCAUAAAAAAAAAAAAACACUGAUCUGACUUCCUAUUGCUUCCGAUCUAAGAAUAAGAGAAUGAAUGCAGCAUUGUGUGUGAAUGCAACACCUAAACAGAAUCACGUUAAACAUGAAGGGAGUAGUAUAAACAUGGUGAUGGGAAACAAUAUUUUAUUUUUUAUUUCCCUAUGUUUUUAAUGAAUUACAUAGUUCAAUAUGUGUAAGCGAAUAUGACUAUUGUACAGAAUGGCUGAAUUAUUUUGUGUGUUCUGGAUAAAUCAGCUGAAAUUGUUGUAGCAUGAAUGUGUCAGAGAAGUAACAUGGAUAAUUGGUCUGAAUUAUUUACAGCUAUAAAAUAAAUGUGAAGGAAACUUAAAAAAAAAAUAGUAUCUGUGUUUAUGUGUGUAUUUGUGCAAAGGAAAUGAUUAUCUGCAAAAUACAAUGGUAAUGUUGCUUUUCAAACGUUUACAGGGAUAUUAUAAAAAGUAUGUCUUCUAAUGUUGUUUUGGACCCCAUUGACUUUCAUUGUAUGGGUAAAAACAGUUGAAACAUUCACCAAGAUUAGAGUUCUACAGAAUAAAGUCAUACAACGUGAGGGUGAGUAAAUAAUGACUGAUUUUUUUAUUGUUCCCAACUAUUCUUUUAUGUAGUUUCUAAAGAAGAAGUACAGUACUUUUUUCCAAUUAUUUGGUACAAAAUACUGAAAAAACAGUAAUUGUGUGAAAUAUGAAAACGACUCUUCAGUCUUUUUCCACCUCCAAUGCACUCGUACACACUUGUGGAUGUUUUUGUGCUAAAGGUUUCGAGUACACUUCAUAAACAUCUUACUUUCCUGUAAUGCUGUAGCUGUUCUGGCAUUAUUGACUUGUUGGCUGUUUUGAGACUGAAGACAUGAAUGAUUUGGAGUAACAGGAGAUGAGGCAUCAUCUCUGUUUCCCAGCAUUCCUCUGGCUGUCUGAUAUAGGCACAACUGAUCAAGGGUAGGGGGUGUCCCAGUGAGCCAGCAAGAAACCAGACACCUUCCCCCUCUCUCACACGAACACACACAUAUAUCCAGCUGCAAACCAACACAGGGGCAGAGUGACUGGCUGCUGCUUUGAGCGAUUAGGCAACCACACAACACAGAGACAUGAAGACGGUGGUGUCUCAUCUCCCUAGCUGUGUUUUCGCUCUCAUAACUUAGUUUCCAGUGAGUGUGGGGUCAGCGAGGACACAGAGCCAUGUCUCUUCCACUGGAUAUACGCUCUUCCCACAGAGACCCUUCAUUGGGGACGCUGGAGAAACAACUCAUCUGUCCCAUCUGUGUGGAGGUCUUCACCAAACCUGUGGUCAUUCUGCCCUGUCUGCACAACCUCUGCCGCAAGUGUGCCAAUGAACUUUACCAGCCAUCUCUCUUCCAGGUUGGAAUCGGAGGACGUUUUCGCUGCCCUUCCUGUCGGCGUGAAGUUGUCUUGGACCGUCAUGGAGUUUAUGGACUGCAGCGCAAUUUACUCGUGGAGAGCAUUAUUGAUGUUUACAGACAGGAGUCAGAAAGCUCUAGGCCUCCACCAAAGCCUCCUGCACAAUUCAGCUGUACGGAGCAUGAAGAUGAGAAGCUUAAUAUUUAUUGCAUCACGUGUCAGGUGACCUCCUGCUCUCUCUGUAAGGUGUUUGGGGCCCACAAAAACUGCCAAGUAGUUCCCCUGCCUGAUGUUUACCAGCAGCAGAAGGCUGAACUCAGCGACAGACUUGCUGCUUUGGUUUCCACAAAUGACUGUGUUCAAUCAUUUGUUAAUGAACUAGAGGCACUCUGCAGGAACAUAGAGGAAAACAGCAGGAUCCAGAAACAGAUAUUGUCUGAGAAGUUUGAUCGCUUGUCUGCCAUUCUGGAAGAACGUCGUAAGAUAAUGAGCCAACAAAUCACUUCUGAGCAGGAAGAAAAGACCGGCUGGACCCAAUCUUUACAGCAAACAUACAGUGAGCAUGUAGACACAAACUCAAAGCUGAUCCAGGCAGCCCAGAAUGCCAUAGAGGACCCAGAGAUGGCUUCUUUUGUGGAGACCUCACAAGAUCUUAUUGAGAAGGUUGGUAAAGCAUCUAACUGCUUCACGCAGGAGUCCCUGGAUCCUGACUAUGAGAAGAUGGAUCACUACAGGGUGGAUUUUGAUGCGGAGGAGAGAGUUCUGUAUCAGCUGGACUUCAUGGAGAUUGAAGAAGAAGUGGAGGAAACAUUUGAUGAACCAGAGUCAGAACCUGAGUCUGACUGUGAACCGGUGGAGACCCCAGAACCUGACCCUGAACUAGAUCAGUGUCUAAAAUCAGAAGCUUCUGAGAUGACGAAUCCCAUGCCGGAGACAACAGAGGACACUUGCGGACAAGCAGACAGUUGUAGAGACAUCAGAAAAGCGGCUGUGUGUGAAAAGAAUGGUUUAAGCACUUCACAGGUACGUUCGUCUACUAAUGUGAGCAUCCACAGUCUCAGUCAAAGUUUUCACUUCAGGACACUUCAGUAUCAACACCUAACUUGAGACUUAUUAAAUAAAAUUGUCUGUGGUUUUUGAGGCUAUUGAAAUAUACCAGCAAUUGCUUCUUUCCUGUCUUUCCUUUAGAUUGUCACUCUAGUGCUUUAUUUCCUGGGCUUUCUGGUCAUCCUACAGAGCAUAUAGGGAAACAUUCAGUGCCUUAUUUGUAUAUAGCAGAGGUGAAGAAACAUAGUCUCCAGGCACCAAUAAUGCUCAAGUGUUAUUUUGAAUAAAUAAUGUUGUUUUUUGUUUUGUUUAGUUUUUUUAAUGGAGAAAGGUUUUAAGAUAUAUUGGAUUAGUAUCAUGUCUAUAAGUUUUCUGCUGAAUGGCACACCUGCAAGCUUCACACUAGAAGGUGGUCACCAGUGAGAUGAUUUGUCUCUGAUUCUCCUGACUCAAUGCUCCAAUAAAAAAACUGAAGCUAAAAGAAAGAAUGACAACUUGCUAUUGAUCUCUUCCCUUUGCUUCUCAACAAAAUCUUCUUUGUGUUUGUGCAAAAAAAUUAAAACAUAGUGUACACUUAUUUUUGGUUUUGUUUUUGGUUUGCCCAAUAACAUUGCCUAUUUUUGCUGUAAUAAUCAGUGACAGUUCUCUCCAUGUGUUAGACGAGUGCUCAAAGGCUAUAUCAUUUUAAACACACGUUUACCAAUCUGAAUUGACUUCAGAUUUGGUUGUAAUGAGAUGAAUGGAUGAAUAGUUUUAUAACUAAUGAGUUUGUUUGUAUGUGUGUAAUGUUGGUUUGAAUUAAAACCGUUUUUCUUUUC
Messenger RNA from Cyprinus carpio (common carp), 5198 nucleotides. RefSeq names its product tripartite motif-containing protein 54-like. Lineage: Eukaryota; Metazoa; Chordata; Actinopteri; Cypriniformes; Cyprinidae. The record is from RefSeq and is a predicted model, not a curated record. Gene Ontology annotation, molecular function: zinc ion binding.